AGAAGGAGGAGAGAACAGCCACCCCCAAGCGCAGCUCCGCUCCCGUGUCAGGGCUUGAAAGCGCUCCAGCCUCCCUCCCCGCAGGCUGCUGAACUUCCCCCUCCGCGUGUGCGUGUGCGUGUGCGUGUGCGCGCCCGAGGGUGCGGAGCGGGGCAGCGUGUGCGCGGCCGCGGGCGGCUCCGCGGGACGGCGCGCCGGGCCCCCGAGCUGCUGCGGGCGCGGGGGGCGCCGGCGCUGGCGGCCGCUUUUGGCGAGGAGCGCGGGGGAGGCACAAAAGGGAAGGCCGGAGGGAAGGUCCCUCCCACGCCCCCCUCCCCCAAGUUUAUGAUGGGGGUCCGGACGGGCAGCCCGGCUCCGCAGCCGCCGCUCGCCUGCUGAAAACUUGCCGCUCCGCUUUUUGGGGUCGCUAAGCUGGAAGAUGCGCAUCUAAGAUGGAAACUUCUGCUUCGACUGCUGCUGGGAAAAAAGAAGGGAAAGGUGCAGUUCUGGAGGGGAAUGGCUUUACAGAGACGGGGAAGAAACCCACUCCUUUAGCAGCUACAGGAACAACAGUGGCACAAGGAGUUCCUCAGCACAUUUUUCCGGCCUUCCACGCUCCUUUGCCAAUUGACAUGCGCCACCAAGAAGGAAGAUACCAUUACGAACCUCACUCUAUCCACGCUAUUCACGGAGGAUUGACUGAGCUGAAGGAAGAUUUGGGGCCAUUAAAAAUCGGUGGGGGACAUCACGCAGGGCAGAAAGGCAGGCCUCCUACCUUGAGCGGCAGCCCCGUCAUCUCCGACAUCUCCCUCAUCCGCCUCUCCCCGCACCCGGCGGGCCCCGGGGAGUCACUAUUCAGCCCGCCGCACCCCUACGUGGCCCCGCACAUGGAACACUACCUCCGCUCCGUGCACAGCAGCCCAACCCUCUCCGUCAUCUCGGCGGCCAGGGGCCUCAGCCCCGCUGACGUGGCUCACGAGCAUCUGAAAGAGCGAGGCCUGUUCGGAUUGCCCCCGCCGCCGCCGGGAGCCAACCCCGCCGACUACUACCACCAAAUGACGCUCAUGGCCAGUCACCCGAACCCUUACGGGGACCUCCUGAUGCAGAGCGGGGGAGCAGCCAGCACAGCACAUCUCCAUGAUUACCUCAGCCCCGUUGAUGUGUCACGGUUUUCAAGCCCACGAGUGACUCCAAGAUUAAGCCGAAAGCGAGCCCUCUCCAUCUCCCCGCUGUCCGAUGCCAGCAUCGAUCUUCAGACAAUGAUCAGGACCUCCCCAAACUCGCUCGUGGCGUAUAUUAAUAACUCCAGGAGCAGUUCUGCAGCAAGUGGCUCGUAUGGCCAUUUAUCUGCAGGGACAAUAAGCCCUGCAUUUAGCUUUCCCCACCCCAUUAACCCAGUGACGUACCAGCAGAUCUUGAACCAGCAGAGAGGACUGAGCUCAGCCUUUGGACACACUCCCCCUCUGAUCCAGCCGUCUCCUACGUUCCCUCCGCGGCAGCACAUGGCUGUCAUCUCAGUCAACCCACCAUCAGCACAGAUCAGUAGCAACAGCAACUGCAUCUCUGACUCCAGUCAGAGCAAGCAGAGCAGCGAGUCGGCCGUGAGCAGCACGGUCAAUCCAGUAAUUAACAAGCGCAGCAAAGUCAAGACUGAAGUUGAGGGCUUGCCACCAGUGUCCCCAACCACACAGGAGCAUCUGACAGACCUGAAAGAAGAUCUAGAUAAGGAUGAAUGUAAACAGGAGCCUGAGGUUAUUUAUGAGACGAACUGUCACUGGGAAGGGUGCACAAAGGAAUAUGACACUCAAGAGCAGCUCGUCCAUCACAUCAACAAUGACCACAUCCACGGGGAGAAGAAGGAGUUCGUCUGCCGCUGGCAGGACUGCACGCGGGAGCAGAAGCCAUUCAAGGCUCAGUACAUGCUGGUGGUGCACAUGCGAAGACACACCGGGGAGAAGCCGCACAAGUGCACGUUUGAGGGUUGCUCCAAAGCUUAUUCCCGACUGGAGAACUUAAAGACACACCUGAGGUCCCACACUGGAGAAAAACCCUACGUCUGUGAACAUGAAGGCUGCAAUAAAGCCUUUUCCAAUGCCUCGGACAGAGCCAAGCACCAGAACAGGACACAUUCCAAUGAGAAACCCUACGUAUGUAAAAUCCCUGGCUGCACGAAGAGGUACACAGAUCCUAGUUCCCUCAGGAAACACGUCAAGACCGUACACGGGCCUGAUGCCCACGUCACGAAGAAGCAACGCAAUGACAUCCACCCAAGGCCACCUCCGCUCAAGGAAAACGGGGACAAUGAGGCAAGCGCCAAGCAGAGCAACAAGGUUUCAGAGGAGAGCCCUGAAGCCAACAGCACCACAAGGAGCAUGGAGGAUUGCCUGCAAGUCAAAAACAUAAAGACGGAGAAUUCUGUGAUGUGUCAGUCCAGUCCUGGUGGCCAGUCGUCGUGCAGCAGUGAGCCGUCACCCCUUGGCAGCACCAACAACAAUGACAGUGGAGUAGAAAUGAACAUGCACAGCGGGGGAAGUCUGGGAGAUCUGACAGCGUUGGAUGACAACGCUCCUAUUGUGGACUCAACGGUCUCAUCUGGUAAUUCGACAUUCAGCCUGCAGCUAAGGAAACACAUGACGACGAUGCAACGACUUGAACAGCUCAAGAAAGAGAAGCUCAAGACGGUUAAGGAUUCCUGCUCAUGGGUGAGCCCAGCUCCACAAGCCAGAAACACCAAGCUGCCUCCCAUCUCAGGAAACGGCUCUAUUCUAGAAAAUAGCGGUGGUUCUUCUGCUACACUGCCUAAUCCAAGAAUAAUGGAGCUGUCUGUCAAUGAGGUUACGAUGCUGAACCAACUCAACGAGCGCCGUGAUAGUACAACAAGCACCAUCAGCUCUGCCUACACCGUCAGCCGCAGAUCGUCAGGGAUUUCCCCUUACUUCUCCAGCCGCCGUUCCAGCGAAGCUUCGCAGCUCGGGCAUCGUCCCAAUAACACAAGUUCUGCUGACUCCUAUGACCCGAUUUCAACAGACGCCUCCCGUCGGUCCAGUGAGGCUAGCCAGUGCAGUGGGAUGCCAGGUCUGCUGAACCUCACGCCAGCUCAGCACUAUAGGCUGAAAGCCAAGUAUGCUGCUGCCACAGGGGGCCCUCCUCCAACUCCUCUGCCAAACAUGGAGAGGAUGACUCUGAAGAACAGGAUCUCACUUAUGGAUGGACCAGAGCCCAUCUUGCCCUCCAUUCGCCUCCCGCCAGGGCCCAGGCGUUGCAGCGAUGGUAACACCUAUGGCUACACCUCAGCCACAGCAUUUCCCCAUGAGGUGCCGGGCAACUGCACGAGACGGGCGAGUGACCCAGUGAGGAGACCUGCUGGAGACCCUCAGGCCCUCCCUAAAGUUCAUCGUUUCAACAGCACCAACAGCAUGAACCCCUUCCAUCCUCCACAUCCCACGGACAGGAGGAAUUUCAGCCUCCAGAACUAUGCACGCUCCGAUGGGAGCCUCCCCCGGCAUGUCUAUUCACCCAGGCCACUGAGCAUUAGUGAAAACAUUGCCAUGGAAGCCAUGUCCAGGGAGACAGAGGGAAACAUCGGAGACGACGACAUUAUGCUGCCAGACGACGUGGUACAGUACAUCAAUUCUCAGAGCAACGGGACAGCAGCCGAGAGCACUUCCAUGGGAUACAGCAGUGAGAUGCAGAGCUUCCAAGGAAGUGGGAAACUGCAGCCCCCGGCCUUGCCCAACCAGCGCAGGAUGGCUGUGGCUGAGGCAAGCAUGAGUCAUUUGGGGCCAAUGAUGGCAGAGUGUCCAAUGAGCUUUGACGCUCCCUCGGACAUGAGUAAAAACAACAUGCCCGUCCAGUGGAAUGAAGUCAGCUCGGGUACAGUUGAUAUCAUGUCCAAUCAGUCAAAGCAGCAGUUUUCGCAAGGGAACUUAGCUGUGGUCCAGCAGAAGCAGAACUUUGGUCAGUAUCAGAAUUACAACCAGCAGCAGAUGCAGCUGAUGGAGAACAGCAUGAAUGUAACACAGCAGAAUUUUAUGCAAAGAAAUAUGGGCAUGGACGGGCAGAGGCUAAAUUGUAUGCAGCUGCGGCAACAGCUGAUGAACCUCGGCCCCAGUAUGAACCCCGAUCUGGGCUCGCACGCAGGGUAUAACCAACCUCAUCAGAUGCUGAGCCCCAGUGCAAUCAGCAGCAAUCCAAAUCAGAUCUCUCCUUCUUGUGGCAGCAUGGCAGUGAAGUCUGGAUCCCAUGUUCACCCUCAGCAAAUGGACAUGGCAACCGACCCUUCUUUAAUGGUCAGCAGCAACAGCGAGCGCACGAUGCUGAAUCAGGUCAUGCACGAACAGAGUCAGCAGAACUAUUCAUCUCAGCCAACCCACCUGACCUUCCCCAUGGCUCAGGAGGUUUUUCACCAGCCCAUCAUGACCUCAAACCAGCCAAACUUCGAGCCUCAGCAGAGCAUGAUGGGUCCAGCUGCGCAGGCCUACCCGCCCGGCAUGGUACAGCCUCGUCCGCCGCCCGAGCCGAGCCCGGCCAGCAGAGCCCGAGGCGUACGCACUGUGCAGCAGCUGGGCUACAUGAGAACUCCCCACCCCACGAACAACAUGAGCCCAGGCCAGGAGGUGGCAGAGGCCGCUCAUAAAAGAACCGGCGACAUGUUGCCAGCACCGGCCCAGCAGUGCACGGAUGGCGCAAGGGAAAACAAUUUGAUGUACUAUUACGGUCAAAUCCACAUGUACGAACAAAACAGCAACUUCGAUAAUCACACGGACUGCAGAGUCAGACAGCAGCAAUGUGCGCUGAACGGCAAGCCGGCCGCCCUGCCUUCUCCGGGAGCGAACCAGGUGUCCAGCACGGUGGACUCGCAAGGUCUUGAGCCGCCCCAGAUAGAUUUCGAUGCCAUCAUGGACGAUGGGGACCAUUCGAGCCUGAUGUCGGGCACCCUGAGCCCCAGCAUCCUGCAGAACCUCUCCCAGAACUCCUCUCGCCUGACAACUCCACGAAACUCUCUGACACUGCCCGCCAUACCCGCGGGAAUCAGCAAUAUGGCAAUAGGCGAUAUGAGCUCCAUGCUAACCACGCUGGCGGAAGAGAGUAAAUUUCUAAACAUGAUGUCAUAACAGUAAAGCACAAGGGCUUAGCACUAUCCAAGGGGCUCUGUGUGAAGCAGUUUUAUGAAUGUGCUUUCUAAAAAUAAUCUGUUUCAAUAGAGUAGAUUUUUUUUUUGAUAAGUAUUAAAUACAUUAAAGGGAUUCAAAGUAAAAAUAAAAAAGUCUGUACAGAGUUAUGUAAACUAUAUCCAGGUAGGUCAGCACCGCAAGGGUGCACCUCUAGUAUUGUUUUUGGCUUGGUUUCUCAGAGCACUGAACGGUAUCACCACCAAGCUAGGAGACUGCAUGAGAGUGGUUAAAGAUGAAACCCUCCCUCCCUGGCACCCUGUAAAUAGCACUUCCCAUCAUUUUCCAUUAGUUGUGUUUGCAAAAAUUCCAUUUUCAACCCACCCCAGAAAGAAAUGGGAGGAUGUGGUUUUGAUCAGAAUAAAAGCCAUACUGUGUGUUCUGCUCUGAUGAGAGUAGUGUUUAGUUAUAUCUCCAAACAAGCCCUCUGCCAGCAGUAUUGUUUUAUACAGUAAAUACCUUUGUACCUUGCAAAGAGCAUUGAUUCCAAACGGCUUCUCAGCAAAGUGCCUUACCAUGCUUUAGUGUUAAGUAGCCAAGGCCUCUCUUCCUUUAAAAUCAAAUAUAGUGUAUUGCCAGAAGCGUAUAUAAAAUGUACAUUUAUAAAAACAUAGUGGUGUUUCUGAGAAAACAUUGGAAAGACACAUUGAUGAGACACAUGAAAGGUGAGUGCACACUUUGAUCAGAUGUGUUUACAACGUGGUUUAUAUCAUGUGCAGGAUGGAGCAGAGUCCUGGGAACAGCAAUCACUGGGAAAAAAUCCCCUGUGGCAGGAAGGCUCCAGCCUGCAAAGACUGAUACACAUGCAUAACUUUACACCCUCUGAGCAGCAGCGUCGUGGUGUAGUGACUUUCUGCUGGGGCCCUCAAUACCUUUUUAAUGUCAGAUUUCUGAAGCGAACAUUACCAUAUCACUGUGCAGCUUUGCAACAGCUUCGCUUUCUUUUGAAUUUUCCUUCCUAAGAUGCUCACAUACCAAAGUGAUCGUGAUGAAGAGAGUUUUAUGAUCAUUUCUGCCCUGUCUGCACUCUGGCAUAGUAGUGGGAGCUUUUUAGUCUAGCAAGGGUUCGUCUGUGUAAUACGCUCCUCGUCUGUGUAAUACGCUCCGUGAUUAUCUGUUUUCAGGCCGGGUCCACCUGGCACUGAAGUCAAUCCUAGUUGCAUUAUUUAUUUUACUGUUGUCAGACAAAAGGAUAGGAGUAGUGGGGUGGGUGUACGUGGGGAGGAGGCCUUGCUGAACAGCUCAGUUUUCCUCAUCCUGGUAUCAUGGCAUUAAAUCAUUUGUGCCCCAUAUGUUGCAGGGCCGGGGACAAAUGUGACUUCCUGCCAGGGUGGGCAGGUUCUCACAGUUUGGCCAUAUCACGUCAGCAGGGCUUAGCUCUCUCCUGCCCAUCGCUUCUCUCCCCCUCAUCCUGAUGCGAGGUUCUCGCUGGUGCCCACCUUGUUCCUCUGCAUGGGGCACGGGGGAGCUCUGUGAAGGUGCUGUCUGGUGUCCUAAAGUCCCUGCUCGCCUUUUGCACAAACUGAUGUCAGGCUUGCUGUUCCCAGCAUGACCUCUGGCUGGCACAAGAAUGCCCCAUGUCAUCUCCAGGCAAACUUGGCAAGAUUAGAUACCCCAGAGGCUGUGCGUAGUGACAGCGUUGGGGAUGGCCCUGCUGUGGAGUAGCUCCAGUGUGCUGCUUGUGCAGGGAGGUGCUGCUUCGGCAUCCUGCCGUCUGGCCCGUCCUUAUCCCAAAUGCAAAGCGUGUGCACAGGGCACCCCGGGGGGCUCUUUCACCCUCACUCGUCACCCCGUCAGCCCCCGUGAUGCCCACUGACAUCCUGGCUGUGCAAGGACAGUAAAGGGAAGCAAGGUGUCUGGCUGUUCAUUUGUGUCUCCUGUGAAAGGUGUGUUUAAAGGGAUUGUUUUAUAGUCCGCUGUAUAUAUUCUCCUGCAGUUACUGACCUUGCCCUUGCCUUUGCAUUUAUGAAAAGAGGGCAAUACAUAUUUUAGGACUUUGUAUGUUGUCCUGAAUGCUUGGAGUGCAAUUGGGCAUCCCUUGUAUUGAGAUGGAUCCGGCCUUCACACAUCCUUUGACUGCUAAUCUGAUUUUUUCAACAGCUGUGUAGGGCAAUGGUGGCUCUUGAGUCCCCCUUCACAGAUAUCUCAUUAGAAAAAAAACCCAAAAGCAAAACCAAAUCUCCAAUGACUUGAGAUUUCUCAGACUUUCCAGUGGUGGUCUUCCUUCAUUUACUGAAAUAGUAUUAUAAUAACCAUUCCAGCACUGUAUAUAUUAUGUAUAGAAGACAUCAUUACUAAAAGUACUGUAGGUGAAUUGUUCUGUCAGAUUUAUAUCUUAAGAACAUUUUUAGCUGUUUUCUACAUCAUAAGAACGGAGGUAACAUGCUGAACCUGUAUAUAAACCUUUUGUACAUUAAAAAGUAAUUUUUUUUCGUAA
This is a messenger RNA of Dromaius novaehollandiae (emu), 7587 nucleotides long. It is a transcript of the gene GLI2, whose product is annotated as GLI family zinc finger 2. The coding region runs from base 432 to 5093 and encodes 1553 amino acids. Gene Ontology annotation, cellular component: nucleus. The record is from RefSeq and is a predicted model, not a curated record. Gene Ontology annotation, molecular function: DNA-binding transcription factor activity, RNA polymerase II-specific; RNA polymerase II cis-regulatory region sequence-specific DNA binding. NCBI's taxonomy places the organism in Eukaryota, Metazoa, Chordata, Aves, Casuariiformes, Dromaiidae. Gene Ontology annotation, biological process: regulation of transcription by RNA polymerase II; smoothened signaling pathway. The transcript has 15 exons.